AUGACGACACAAGAGACCCGAAACACCUUGAAAUUCACGCAGAUGUGCAAAUACUGGCAUUCCAAGCGUUGCCACAUGGGCAACGAGUGCAAUUUCGCACACUCGAGCGAAGAGCUGAGAUCGGCGCCACCUUUGCUUAAGACCAAACUGUGCUUUCAGUUCACUUCCAGGGGUCAGUGCCUGAAGGGUGCAGCAUGCAACUUCGCCCACGGAAAGGAAGAGCUUCAGUCAAUGCCAGUUGAAGCAAGAACUCCGGUGGGGCGACGCAAGGCUUGGAAGGCUGGCAUGGAAGCUGCUAUGAAGAUCAAGGUGCAAAGUCCAAGUGAUGCCAUCUCCCAGAUGCAGUUGCUUCAGAUGAAGAUGAACCAGCUGGAGUCCUUGAGCAUGCACUUGGCAGUCCUACAUCCCCCUCCUGGUUUGGAGGUCCCGCCCAUGGCUAGAUCCGUGGAUGGGUGUACGGUGUCCGCGGAUGGCGAUGUCAGGAGUGUGGCAUCGUCAUUUUCCAGCAGUUUCCCUGUAGAUGAGCCAGGAAGCGAAGGGGUCAGCCCACUUUCCCAGAGAAGUUAUGUAUUUUGGCUUUAA
Cladocopium goreaui is the source of this 582-nucleotide messenger RNA. NCBI's taxonomy places the organism in Eukaryota, Dinophyceae, Suessiales, Symbiodiniaceae. The record is from the annotation of a GenBank genome assembly.